AUGUUGUUUACAUCGUCUAAUGGAAAACCAGUAAAAGGUACAACAAAAAAGACAUCAAAGGAAACAGCACGUAAAGCACCAACAGUUAAAACAAAUGUAGAUGCAUUGAAAUAUCUCGAAAAAUUUGGUUAUAAUCAAUGUGAGCGUCCUGGAAAGAAAAAAGAUAAAGAACCAUUGUGUCAAUCAAGUUUUCAAACAAUGAUUGAACACUUUCAAACUGUUUUUCAUUUACCUGUCACCGGUAAACUCGAUGAAAAGACUAUCAAAUUGAUGAACAGACCUCGGUGUAGUCUAGGAGAUUAUCCUAUGGCUUAUUCGGCUUUUCGACCUUGGCCUAAUACAACAUUAAAAUGGAGAUUAAACAAUGAAAUACCCAAAUUUGGAAAAGAAAAAACACGAGCACUUAUACAAGAAGCAUUUAAUGAUUGGGCUCGUUAUGCUCCAUUAAAAUUUCGUGAAGCAAUUGGUGAUGAAAAAGCUGAAUUUAGUAUUAGUCUUCAUGGAGGUGAUCAUGAUGAUGGUUAUCCAUUUGAUGGUGCAGGUGGUACACUUGCCCAUGCUUUUUUUCCAACAGACGGAAAAGUACAUUUUGAUUUAACAGAAGAGUGGACUGAUAAAUAUGACGGAUUUGGUUUCAAUUUUCGUUUGGUUGCUUCACAUGAAAUAGGACAUGCACUUGGUUUAGCACAUUCAUAUGAUCAAAAAGCAUUAAUGUAUCCAUUUUAUCAAUUAAUUCAACCAAAAGAUUUACUUCCAAAAGAUGAUCGAGAUGGUAUUCGUGCAUUAUAUGGUGCAAAUUCAAGUAAUAAACCAACAACAUUUGCAUCUACUACACCUAAAUCAACAACAACAAAAAAAACGACAACCUCUAAAGGUGGUAAGGAUACCAAAACAACAACUAAAAAGCCAAAAACCACAACAGAACAAACACUAUCACAUGAUCGAUGUGCACGUUAUCUUGAUGCUGUAUUUGGUGGUGGUCCAGAUAAGUGGUUAUAUACACUUGAUUAUGAUCAUGUUUGGCGUUAUCAUCCUGAUUUUGGUCGUUGGGAUUCACGUGGAAUACCAAUAACUGAAGUAUUUCAGGGUGCUGAAGCACAUAUGAUGGCUGGUAUUUUGUCUCCGAAAACGAAAAAAAUCUAUCUAUUCAAAGGUUAUCGCGUAUGGCGAUUCUCUUCUCCAAAUUCACUUGAUAGUGGUUUUCCUAAACGACUUUAUGGUAGUGGUACUCCAUUUAAUCCAAUAGCUGCUCUUUAUGAAAAAGAUCAUAUUUGGCUUUUAAAAGGUGGUAUACUCUUUAAAUUUGAUGAAGAUGAUCUUCGAUAUGAAUUUGAUCCACCACCACUACGUGUUGAAGAACAAUUUCGUGGUGUUCCAAAAAAUGUUCGAACAGCAUUUACUUAUGAUAGAAAACAUUAUUUUUUUACUGAACCUGAUCGAAAUGUAUAUGUUUAUAAUACGAUAACCGAACGUCUCGAACCCGGUUAUCCAAAACCUAUGACAACAGGAUGGUUUGCUUGCAAAGAACAAUAG
Rotaria sp. Silwood1 is the source of this 1533-nucleotide messenger RNA. NCBI's taxonomy places the organism in Eukaryota, Metazoa, Rotifera, Eurotatoria, Philodinida, Philodinidae. The record is from the annotation of a GenBank genome assembly.